CUUCACAGUUCGGCUCUGCUCUUUCUUUCUCUUAAUGAAGUUGCCCAUUAUUUCUGUUUUCUGAGCAUUUGGCACAGAGUUGACCUCUUUUCCCAAACAUCCUGUAAUGACCGCCCCAUAUUCUUCUCUCCCACUGUUUUCUUCUCGUGUUUCUCUUUUCUGGGCUGUUGCACAACUGUUGUUUUCAUCUUGGUGGUUCUGUCACAGACACAGACAGGUUGUGCUGGUGAUGAUGGGUUUAGGUCUAUUCAUGUUUGGAAUUCCUAUGAAUACACAAUCAUAUGCACCCACCUCAGCAGAGCAGUUCAGCCCACUCUGGCUUGGGAUCUUGUUCUUUAUCUGUGGCCUUCUUUAUAUACUGUCUGAACGCAACCUCUCUAAAAAGAUAAGUAUCACAGCCAGCCUCGCUCUGAGUAUCAUCUCAAUCACUGGAGUGCUGUCUGCUUUGGUGGAAUUCUCCAGAGCAAUUGUUGGAAUCUAUCACAUAUAUAGGGAUCAAAUGAAUGAGAAUCAGACCGAGGAGGAGGAACUUUAUGCCAGACAACAUUAUAGACAUGGAGCUGGUGUUCUGCUGUCACAGCUUGAAGGGAGGCCUUCUGCUUGUAACCCUGAUGUUCUUCACCAGGGCCAUGCUGCGAUCCAGAAGGACUCAGGUAAUCUCACGUCACACAGCCUUGCUCCAGUGAAACCACCAAAGGCUCUUGGUUGCCGAGGCGAAUGA
This is a messenger RNA of Cyprinus carpio (common carp), 721 nucleotides long. RefSeq lists its product as uncharacterized. The record is from RefSeq and is a predicted model, not a curated record. The transcript is spliced from 6 exons. Lineage: Eukaryota; Metazoa; Chordata; Actinopteri; Cypriniformes; Cyprinidae. The coding region runs from base 107 to 721 and encodes 204 amino acids. Gene Ontology annotation, cellular component: membrane.